Prosopis cineraria is the source of this 1569-nucleotide messenger RNA. Its product is annotated as protein MAEA homolog. Bases 51 to 1271 code for a protein of 406 amino acids. Gene Ontology annotation, molecular function: ubiquitin protein ligase activity. The record is from RefSeq and is a predicted model, not a curated record. Lineage: Eukaryota; Viridiplantae; Streptophyta; Magnoliopsida; Fabales; Fabaceae. Gene Ontology annotation, biological process: proteasome-mediated ubiquitin-dependent protein catabolic process. The transcript is spliced from 7 exons. Gene Ontology annotation, cellular component: nucleus; cytoplasm; GID complex.
CUGACUGCAUGUAGGAUAUCUGGAUUUCAUUUGUCCACUGUCUUCCCAAAAUGGAAAUGGAUGAUUCUGUUCCAAUUGAAUUCAUCUUCGAAGCCGACGCAUCUCGUUCUUCGCCAAGGCUUGCCCAACUGACCGAGUCUCUGAAGCUUGAGCACCAGUUGUUGAGGGUCCCUUUUGAGCACUACAAGAAGGCGAUCCGAGCUAACCACCGUGUCGCCGAGAAAGAGAUCUCUGCUGUUAUCUCCGGCGUUUCUGAUGUCACCACUGACGGAAAUUUGUCCUCUGGUGAUGCUGUCAACCGCCUAAACUCUCUUGUCUCUAAACUACACGGUUUGAAGAGGAAGUUGGAGGAAGGAAAUCGAGUGGAGCAUUUGCAAGCACAAAAGUGUCGUGUACGUCUUGAUCACUUAGAAUCUGCUAUUGAAGAAAAUAUGUCAGAGUGGAAUGGCACACAUCUGAACCGGAUUCUUGUUGAUUACAUGUUGAGAAUGUCAUAUUAUGACACAGCAGUGAAACUUACUGAAUGCAGAAAGAUACAGAAUCUCGUUGAUAUUGAUAUAUUCCAGGAAGCAAAAGUGGUAAUUGAUGCUUUACGAAACAAGGAUGUUGCACCUGCCUUGGCAUGGUGUGCAGAGAACAAGUCAAGGCUGAAGAAGUCAAAGAGUAAAUUGGAGCUUCAGUUGAGACUUCAAGAAUUUAUUGAGAUGGUACGGGCUGAGAACUAUUUACAGGCCAUAAAAUAUGCCCGAAAAUAUCUUGCACCAUGGGCUGCCACCCACUUGAAAGAAUUGCAGCGAGCCAUGGCUACACUAGCUUUUAAAAGAGAUACUGAAUGUGCUACAUACAAGGUCUUAUUUGAGCCAAAGCAAUGGGAUAAUCUAGUGGACCAAUUUAAACAAGAGUUCUUUAAGUUAAAUGGCAUGACUUUGGAGCCUCUGGUCAAUAUAUAUUUGCAAGCCGGCCUUUCUGCUCUCAAGACUCCAUACUGUUACAAGGAUGAUUGCACAAAAGAGGACCCUUUGUCACAGGAAUCUUUCCAGAAACUGGCCUUGGCUUUACCUUAUGCCAAGUUGCACCAUUCAAAGCUUGUCUGCUACAUAACCAAGGAGCUAAUGGACACAGGGAACCCUCCACAAGUCUUGCCAAAUGGAUAUGUCUAUAGCGCUAAGGCUCUUGAAGAGAUGGCUAACAAGAACAAUGGUAUGAUCACCUGCCCCAGAACAGGUUUAGUUUGCAACUACAGAGAAAUUGUCAAAGCGUAUGUAUCAUAAAUAUACACAUUUACGCCAGAAUAAUUAUUGAAAUUGUGAAUCCUGCCUUGUUGUUUUGCGCCUCCAAGCUACUGAAAGUUUCUGAUCUGAGUUGUCUGGAAAUUCCUGUGUUAGACAGACCGCUGACCUCACAUGGUCAAUUUGUCUGCACGCAGGGCUUCUAUUCUGGUUUCAUUAAAACGUGUACGGGAAGUAAGACGAAGUAGUUUGAAGUUUCGUCAAUAUAAUCGAGUGUCAAUGUGGUGUAUCCCCUUGGAUUGUGCAUACUGCAUAGAUUGAUUCAGUUCUGCAUUUCUUU